CCCCCCCUUGCGCCCAUCGGGCCCCACGAGCCCUGCUUCAGAAAUAAAUGUGAUAAGGCUCAGACAGUGAACGCAUCAGCAGAUGACUGCGACGACAAUACUGACUCAAUUGUCUAUUGGAUGCUCUAGCCCCGGAACUACUCUGAUGAUGAAAACUGGCCCUUAUUCCGCCACUUCCCUCAAUCAUUCAUUCCGUCCACCCGCCCCAUCCCACGACGGUAUCCUGGAAGAUUCAGCGGAAGCAAUCGUCGGCGCGGUGGAGAGUGUGGCGAACAACGAGAUAGUCCAGAAUGCCGGGGAGGUGGUCGGGGAUGCGGUGGGCGUCGUGCACGACGCUCUUCGAGAGGGUGUCAAGACGGGGACGGAGGUCGUCCACGGAGCAGCCCGCGCCAUGAACCAAGCAAGCGGGGUUACCUCUCGAGGCAUGCCUGACAUCGAGGGCGUCGAAGAACGUGCCGAGAGUUUCGCCGAUUCGAUGGAAACCCAAGCCGAAGGGCUUGNGCGCUGUAUCCUGCUAAGGGGUGUCAAGACGGGGACGGAGGUCGUCCACGGAGCAGCCCGCGCCAUGAACCAAGCAAGCGGGGUUACCUCUCGAGGCAUGCCUGACAUCGAGGGCGUCGAAGAACGUGCCGAGAGUUUCGCCGAUUCGAUGGAAACCCAAGCCGAAGGGCUUGCUGACUCUGCCGCGGAGGCCUUCGACCGGGCCCGGGAAAACGCCCCAGACGUCCUCGGAGCUGUCGACCCUGACGGAACGCUGGAAGAGGUGGUCGAAGAAGUGACCCAAGAAGCAGGGGAAGCCGUGGUGGAAAGCUUGGGGGGAGAAGUAGCAGAAGAGUUGUUGGAGGCGGCAGCCGGAAGUAUUCCCGUCGCGGGUGCCCUAAUCCCCUCGUACUACCUGAUGCACGGGGGUGUGAAGGCCGCCGUCGGAGUAACCAGCCUGGCAGCGGCAGGCACGAUGACUUUGGUUGGAGGGGUGUACGGCAUCGCGGCCGCGCCGUUCGNCCCCGCACAACAUGAUCUACUCGACCACCAAUAUGGUUGCCGCCAAAAAAAAAACAGUGGUAAAA
Messenger RNA from Ectocarpus sp. CCAP 1310/34, 1067 nucleotides. NCBI's taxonomy places the organism in Eukaryota, Phaeophyceae, Ectocarpales, Ectocarpaceae. The record is from the annotation of a GenBank genome assembly.